UUGUAAAGAUCUAACGACCUUAUAGCUUUGACUAAUUUGUUACACUAAUGGAGGCAGAAACGAGCGCCCUUCCCAUACAACCGAGCCGUUAAAAAGGAACAGCUUCUUUCUGCUAUCUUGCUUGCAUUGUGCAUGAGAAGGGGAGGCACAAAUUUCUAUGGCCAAGAAUAAUGUUGCAGAGCGACGGACUCCAGCAACGACCAAGAUGAAAUUUCAAGAGCCACUUCUUGUUCGAUAUCUUGUAAAGAACCUGAAACCCUUGUCAGAAGCAGAUCCUGCAUUGGUGGCAAAUUAUAUAGUUGCAUUAUUGAAGAACAAUAAGCCUCAGGAGGAGUUGCAAAAGAUAUGCAUUGAACAACUUCAUGAAUUCCUUGGAGAUAAUACAAUGACCUUUGUGACACAACUCUUUAAUGCACUCGAAGAUGGUAGAACUUUUACAUGCGAAGAUGAUACAGAGAGUAGGAAAUUUGUUGAUGCUCCUACAACUGUAGCUCAUGCUGAUUCUACAGAAAUAAGCUCAUCUCUUCAGAAUGAGAAACUUCCUAGUGCUGUUGUUGGUGCUUUUGCUGAACAUGAAGAGCAGGAGGGAAGUAAUGAUGAAGAUGAUGAUCGUAACCAUAAACAUACUAGACGGGCGAUUGAUUCACCAUCUUUAAAUUGGGAUAUACAAGAUGAAGAUGAAAAAAGUAUCAGGAAGAGGAACAGACCUGUUAGCAAUGCUGAAUUCGUACCAGAGAGUGACACUGAGACAUCCAAGCCUUCUAGGGAAUCCAUUCCAUUGCGCACGGAUGUAGAGGUGUCAGCAAAAUACUUUAAAAAGCGUCAUGGAUCUGCGUUAUCAUUCCCUUCACGGUUGAAUGUGGAUGGAGAUCAUAGAAGAGGAAAUCAGGGAUUGUAUGAUCAAGCUGUUGGUCCUGGUUUUGAUAGUCUAAAUGGCUGUGUUCGUCUUGCGUCAGGACGAGCAAGGGGAAUAAAUACUGGCCAGUGGGCUCCACCAGAUUCAAGAUUUCCUUCUUACGAGUCUGUAGAUUUUCCAUCAGCAAUACCUCCAUUUAGACCUGCUGCUGCAACUUUGUACACAAGACCAAUCCUUAAUCAUGGAAAUCCUACAAAUACACCUUGGGUUGCUUUUGGGUCGAUGUCUGGAAUGCCCAAUGGUGGCUUGAAACAGCCACAUUUAUUCAAUACUGGAUUGCAAGGAGGCCGUGGGUUAUCUUUAAGCUCUACGCUUCGAGUUGGAGUGGGCAUGGGCCGUCCCAGGUGCAGGGAUUUUGAGGAACGUGGGUUUUGUCUAAGAGGGGAUAUGUGCCCAAUGGAGCAUGGGGCAAACAGGAUUGUUGUUGAUGAUGUUCAGAGUCUCUCACAAUAUAAUCUUUCAGUUCCAGUUCCAGCUAGACAGUUGGUGGGUAAAGGGACAGGUCUAAGUAAUGGACCUUCAACAGAUUUAACAAGGAAUAUCUCUCGUGAGAAGAGUAUUGGCUAUGGCCCAAAUAGGGAUUCUGAACAUUUGAAUGCUUCUUCAACUAGUGCUGCAGGUAUAGAGGCAGAUUUAUAUGAUCCCGAUCAGCCUUUGUUGAAUAAUGCUCAUCCAGGGAGUGCACGUGGGUUAAAAUCCCACAAGAAAGGAGAUGAAGAGCAUUUAUGGGAUGGAAAUGCACCUGAUGGGCUGGGUGAUGACAUCCUGAAUGUUGACGAUAACAUAAGGACUCAGAGAGGUGGUUCGUCAAUUGGAUUGUCUCAUAAUUCAUUCCCCUCUGUAUGGGAUCGUAUUGGGCCUGUUGACUAUGCUUGCAACAAACGUGAAGAAGGCUCAAGGGUUGCAGAUGUCUUUGAUGGAUCUCAGCAACAUGGAAAACAAUCAAAAAAAGAAUUGUAUGGCAAUCAGGAAUUUCAUAGUCAUUCGGAAGAUAGGGAGAAGGAAAGUGAUUCUGAUCAUGACAGUGGAUCAAAAGAUGUCAAUAUUCAAAUGAGAAAUGGAAAAGUUAGGAGUACAAGCAAGUUGCAAGUGCCCAAAGAGUCUGUUAAUGAUUCACAGAAGAUUGCUGAGACCUCUACUGAUGCAACUCAUAGGAAUGCAGUCCACAGAAGUGGUAGGCGAGGAAGUGAGAAAGCACAACGCACAUUAUACGUUUCCUGUAUACCUCCCAAAAGUAACAAGGUGGAAUCUCUCUUGUUACACUUUCGGAAGUUUGGAGAGGUUCUGGGUGUUCGCGUUCCACCAAACAGUGACAAGGCUUUUGUGCAGUAUUCUUGUAGAGAAGAAGCUGAGGCAGCUCUUGCCUCCCCAGAUGCUGUAAUGGGGAACCGUUUCAUCAGGUUAGCAUGGGCACAUUGGGAUAGCUCUACUAAACAUGAAAAGAUCAGUGCACCAGCAGUGCCUUCUGGGACAUCUUCGGGUGCAAUGUCUGUUGCUCUAACUUAUCCCCAACCUCCUAAGCAAAAGAACAGUAACAGCAUUUCCUUCAGCCUUGGACCUUCUACAUCUGAAGUAUCUCAUAGUGCUGAUAAUAAUUCUGCAAAAUCUGCGACUGUGAAGGAUUUGUCUUCAACUAUAUCUGCAACACAUAAACAGGAAACACUUGAGACUCUGAAGCUAAUUCGUGAAAAACAGGAAAUACUGGCCCAAAAACGGGAGGAUUUUCGUCGUCGUUUAGAUAAACUAGCUAAACAGGGAAUAGACAGCAGAGGUGAUUCCUCUGAUAAAAAUAGGACUGUCAAGCGUCAAAAAACAGAAGACCUUGUAACAUGUUCAAACAAUUCACAUUCUUCAGCAAGUUUGGGGGCGGUUUCUGGGCAGGCUUUUAUGACAAAAAAAGAGCAAGGAGGUAAUCACACUUCUAAAGGAGUUACAAAUGAAUUAACAGGUUCAAGGUCAUUGUCUCCAGCAGGGAUUUCCACGCCUUUAUCAAAUAAUUCAAAAAUGCCCAUGUGCUCAUCGUCUGGGUCACUUGCAGAGCCUGCCUGCAGUCCAUAUCAAUUUAAGAUUGAUGAUUGGUCAACAUCAUUGAGGAUUCUUCCACCCAUACCUCAUGGUCUUAUGGAUAUCAUUGGUUUGAAAGAACAUUUUUCAUCAUUUGGUGACUUAUCUUCUGUUGAGCUGGAAGAUCUCCAAAGUGGAUGUGAUGGAGCUUCAAAGAUACCAGAAACAUGUAGUGUGCUUGUUACUUAUGAUACUCGCCAUGCAGCUGAGAGGGCUUUUAUUGAAGGUAAUUGUUGGCAAGGGAAAAAAUUACAGCUAGCAUGGGUGUUGACCCCUGACACUACCAAUCGAGUAUCUGUAAAGAAUCAUCUGCCUUCAAAUCUGAAGUGCGAUUCUAGAAGGGGACCUUUGACUGCUAAAGAAACUUCAGGAGGCAAAACUGUUACAAUGAAUGAUACAACAAGUACAGACAAGAGUAUUGAAGAAUACUUCUUGGAAUAGUCUGGGCAAAUCGAAUGGAAGUACUUUUGAAAGGAAGUCGGUUGUACCCUGCUGUACUUUUACGUUCUAGCAGAAGCAAAUGAUGCAGUUGAAUCGAGGAGGGGGCAGCAGUGAGAGAACUAGAGACUAAGUCAUCUUGCAAGUUUUGAUACUUCCUUCGUGUAACUCGGUUUCUUGUAAUAUGGUGAGUUGUUUCAGCUUUUGGCGCACAGAGAUGCCAGAUUGGGAGCCAAGCCCCACAAAAGAAAAUGUAUUUUAGUGGUGCAUUGCAUAUAGCUAUUCAAAAUUUUAAUUACAACAUGCAAAAUUAAUAGUUCAACCUGCAGUUAUAGAUUUUCUGAAGCAUUAUUAUUUUUGUUGUUCUACGAGUUAAAUUCUAAGCUGUAAUUCUGCAAACGUCAGUUGUGCAUGUUACAGUUUGAAUGCCAUGUUGUAGAUUUUGCACAAAUCAUGUAGUAGACUAGAGAUCAUCAUAUAAGCUUCUUCUUGUCCAGCCCCUAUGAAAUGUGUUUCAAGGGCAAAAGGUGUCUCUGUCCUAUGUGUUUAAUUAUGGAGGUGAUAGUCAAGAUUUUGUACAUCAGGAAGGAGUCGCUCAUAUUAAAGAAGAUAAUAGAUGACCGAGCUCUUGUUUUUAGUUUA
Messenger RNA from Cryptomeria japonica (Japanese cedar), 4060 nucleotides. Its product is annotated as zinc finger CCCH domain-containing protein 27. Gene Ontology annotation, molecular function: metal ion binding; RNA binding. The record is from RefSeq and is a predicted model, not a curated record. Gene Ontology annotation, cellular component: nucleus. Gene Ontology annotation, biological process: mRNA processing. The transcript is spliced from 7 exons. Lineage: Eukaryota; Viridiplantae; Streptophyta; Pinopsida; Cupressales; Cupressaceae. Bases 158 to 3421 code for a protein of 1087 amino acids.